Molecule: messenger RNA, 1821 nt
Organism: Rhodotorula toruloides NP11
Lineage: Eukaryota; Fungi; Basidiomycota; Microbotryomycetes; Sporidiobolales; Sporidiobolaceae
Exons: 2
Coding region: 1-1821 (606 amino acids)
Cellular component (GO): mitochondrion
Source: RefSeq, a predicted model, not a curated record
AUGCACAGGGUCGCUCAGAAGGGCGCUGCGCCGCUCAAGAGCGCGGCUAAGCAGCUCGCCACACCGCAGUGCCGCUGCUUCACCUCCUCGCCACGCUCUCAAUCGGGCACAAAGAAUUUGGUCAAGGCAGCGGCGCGCGAAGCGGCCAACAGCGGGCCAAAGUACUCGUUUCCGCAGGACGCCUUCACCUCGACUUCCGAGUUCCAUCCGACCCGCGUCCCGCUCGCAGCUCUCGACGACCAGAACUCCGCCGAUCUCUCCGACCACAUCCACUCGCGGUUGUCGCACAUCUCGACCGAGACGGGCGGGCGGAGGAGGCAGCGACAGACAUUGUCGAAUGCAGAGGCGCAGGCGUUCGCAGACUUGCUCGUCGAGAUUCUGCCUCGCUCGCUACAGUCUGGCGGGUCACCGGACGAGAAGAAGUUCCAGGGACCGAUACACAAGAACGCCUCGCCGGGAGGAGCCGUCUUCGAUCUGUUCUUGCAGAACGGAGGAUCGCCUGCACUCUCGCCUGGCGUCGAGCGAGUUCAGCGCGCAGUCCUCGCCAAGGUUGCGCCGCGGUCCGGCCUGCGACUCGACGAGGGAACGGGACGGUGGGAGCGGCGAGCCAAGGCGUCGUUGACGGAGGAGGAAGAGCUCGAACUCGACAAGCUCAAGCAGGAGCUCGUCGAGCUCAAGAGCGACGUCGACUUGUUCGAAUGGUCCAUGAAGCACGUCUUUGGCCUCUCUCCCGAGACCUUCGCGCGGUACAAGUCGCCCAACGCAUACCGAGGCAUCUUCCCCGAUCCGACCACGAUCCCCGUCAAUACGCAGUUCCUCGGCGCCGCAUUCACCGAGCCGAAGACGCCUCUCGAGCGCGCACCAGGCGUCAUGUCCCGCCUGUUCCCCGACCUCCUCCAUCUCGUUUUCCUCGUCCUCCGCGACGUGCACCACAACCCCGCCGCCGCACUCGCCAUCUUCUCGCUCGCCGCGUCCAACCCGUAUAGCUACAUCAACGGAUGCAGCCCGGCACUGUACGUCGAGGUGCUCAAGACGCGGUGGAGCGAAGGAGACGUCGAGAGCGUCCUCUCGACGAUGGAGGAGAUGCGCGCGAGCGGUAUCCGCCUCGACGAGAAGGUCCGCCAGCUCGUCUCUGCGAUCGGCGAGGCGGUCCGUGUCGACGCCGAGCGCGCAGAAGCCUGGGUUGAGUACCUCGUCGAGCAGGGACACUACCGCGACAAUCCUUUCGAGGGACCGCACGACCGCGAGAGGGAGAUUAUGAAGCGUCGGUUCUUCGACUCGAGGCAGCUCGGCGCGUGGAGCAGGAUGGAAAAGAUGGUCGAGGAGGAGCAGGACGAGUUUGAUGCGAUGCGGCGCGAGAGGGAGAACGAGAAGCUCGAUCGGCAGGAGCGGGCGAGGUUGCGCAAGAUUGAGGCCGAGGCGGGCCUCGAGCGUCCCAGGCAGGACAUCCGCGGGAGGGACGAGAAGCCGAUUUUCACCGCUGACCGCGCCGCUCAGACGGAGGAGACUGCCCCGCCCAAACCUGCGUACCCGCCCUCCGCCUUCCUCGUCGACCGGGACAAGACUGGUGUCGCGGACGGCGCGGAUAACCGGAAAACCCCGUGGCGAGGCAAGCUGACGGAACGCCAGAUGGCGCGCCUGUCGGUCGUCGACAAGCCGUGGGAGAAGUGGGAGGUGCCCGAGCCGGAGAUGGUUGAUGGCGAACUCGUCCUGCCGCGCACGCCGUCGUUCCUCAACAAGUACAAGAUCAACCGCGCGGGAAAGACCAAGGAAGAGAAGGCGUGGAGGGACCAGAAGCAUCCGGCGCUGUGGUGGAAGUAG